AUGGUACAAACAGUCGUAUGCGAUAACGGUACUGGUUUCGUCAAGUGUGGUUUUGCCGGUGAUAACUUUCCAAAGGCUACAUUCCCAGCCAUGGUUGGACGUCCUCUCCUCCGUGCUGAAGAAUCUAUUGGAGAUGUUGAAUUGAAGGACAUUAUGGUUGGAGAUGAAUGUGCCAAAUUGAGAGCUGCUCUUGAAGUCUCCUAUCCUCUCACGAAUGGUAUCGUUACCAACUUUGAAGAUAUGAUUCACUUGUGGGAUUACACUUGGGAUCGUUUGAAGAUCAAUCCAAGAGAUUGCCAAAUUCUCUUGACUGAACCUCCAAUGAAUCCAAAGGAUAAGACCAAGAAGGUGGUAGAGACCAUGUUUGAACAUUAUGGCUUCCAAGGAUUAUACAUUUCUAUUCAAGCCGUAUUGACUUUGUAUGCUCAAGGUCUCGUUACAGGUGUUGUGGUAGAUUCUGGUGAUGGUGUUACUCACACUGUUCCUGUCUAUGAUGGUUUCAGCUUGGAACAUUUGGUGAAACGUUUGAAUUUGGCUGGACGUGAUAUCACUGAAUAUUUGAUCAAGUUAUUGUUGAUGCGUGGUUAUAGUUUCAAUCGUACAGCUGACUUUGAAACGGUUCGUCAAAUGAAGGAAAAGUAUUGUUAUGUGGGUUAUGACUUGGCUUUGGAAAAUAAGCUCGCCUUGGAGACCACUGUGCUCAUGAAGAAGUAUACUUUACCUGAUGGACGUGUCAUUAAGAUUGGUGCUGAAAGAUUCCAAGCUCCAGAAUGUCUGUUCAAUCCUGGUUUGUGUGAUAAGGAAGAGGGUGGUAUGCACAUGCAAGUGUUUGACACUAUUAACAAGGCUGAUAUUGACUUGCGUACUGAUUUCUACUCUCACAUUGUGCUUUCAGGUGGUACUACCAUGUAUCCUGGUCUUCCAUCUCGUUUGGAGAAGGAAAUUACUGACUUGUAUUUGAAGCAUGUUCUCAAAGGAAAUGAGGAAGGAUUAGGUAAAUUCAAGUUGAAGAUUGAAGAUCCACCUCGUCGUAAGCACAUGGUCUUCUUGGGAGGAGCUGUGCUUGCUGAUAUCAUGAAGGACAAUGGUGACAAGUUCUGGUUGACCAAGAAGGAAUAUGAUGAACUUGGUCCUCUAAGAGCAAUUCGUAAGAUAAGGCCAAACUUUUAA
Messenger RNA from Naegleria lovaniensis, 1170 nucleotides. RefSeq lists its product as uncharacterized. NCBI's taxonomy places the organism in Eukaryota, Heterolobosea, Eutetramitea, Acrasida, Naegleriidae. Gene Ontology annotation, molecular function: actin filament binding. The record is from RefSeq and is a predicted model, not a curated record. Gene Ontology annotation, biological process: Arp2/3 complex-mediated actin nucleation. The transcript has a single exon. The coding region runs from base 1 to 1170 and encodes 389 amino acids. Gene Ontology annotation, cellular component: Arp2/3 protein complex; actin cortical patch.